AUGCUUGCGCAGGACGCCCUGCCCGCGGUGGCCACGGCGGGCAGCCCCAGCGGCCUGGCGCGGGAGGCCGUCUUCGUCGCGGAGGUGGACGGGGGCGAGCGCUGGCAGCUCACCCUGGGCGACGCGCUGCUGGCGGCCGAGCGCGCGGCCCGCACCGCCGGCGGAGCCCACAGGGGCGAGCAGCCGCGGGUGCCCGGGCGCCGGGCCUUGCUGGAGCUCCCUCUCGUGGAGCGGCUGGGGCGCGGGCCGGGCGCGUCCGGCGGCUCGCCAGCUGGGCGUCUUGGCCCCGCUGCGCCUGGCCGUGCCCCGCUGCAGUGGGAGGGCGCCACGGGCCAUGCCUGGCGUCAGUGCGAGGCACGUGUUUGCUGGAUCCUGUCGAUUGUCACUGGCGUACGACAUCUUGCUGAGCAGCGAGAACGACUUUAUCAAGGACGAGGGCUUCGCCGAGAGGUUCCUUCCAGAGAGCGCGCCCUGGGACAUCGUGCACUUCGCGCCCCCGCGAGGGGGCGUCGACCGGAGGACGCCAGGGCAUUCGCCAGCCAGGCCAUCGCCCGGGAGAGGUUGGUCGCUCCCUGCUCUGCCGUUGCCCGGGCGGGGCUGGCGGAGCAGCCCUCUGCGAGCAUCGCCCGGGAGGGGUUGCCCGGGAGCGGCAAGGGCGGCCUGGGGAGGGUGCCCAACGGCGCCCGCGUGCCGCCGCGCCGCCCGGCCGGGGCGCGCCAGGACGCCGACGCCCCCGCCCGGGGCGAGAGCCAGAAGGCGCCCCCGGGCCCCGACCGCGCCGGGCCGCCGGAGCCGCGCGCGGGCGCGGGCGCGGGCGCGCUCCGCGCCCCGUGUGAGCUCGUCGCCAGCCUGCACAGCGGCGGCCGCGGCUUCUGCAUCGAGAGCAGCGAAGACGCGGCCUUCUGGAAGCACGACCUGAUGCGGCAGGUGGAGGCCCUUCCUGGCGUCGAGGCCGUCAGCAUGCGCCUGCGCUUCGAGGGCGCCGGGCGUGCGACAUCACUGAGGCUGCUGACGAACCGCGCGGAGUGGAUCGGGCCGCGCCGCCAGGGGGGGGUCGUCGUCGGCCUUGCGCAGGACGACGGCGGCGCUGGCGCGAGCGGCGCAGGCGGCGAGGCCUCGGAGCCCGAGGCGCAGGCCGAGCUGCUCGCCAGGUACCCCCAGGCGUUCUGCGAUGCCUACGCUUCCGCGGUGGUGCGGGGUGCGACCUCUGCCGCCUCGGAGGCGCUGGAGGCGGCCGGGGUGUCGGCGGGGGCUGCCGGAGAGGCGGCAGAGGCGGCCGCAGAGGCCGCGGAGACGGCCGCAGAGGCUGCGGAGGCGGUCGCAGAGGCGGCGGAGGCGGCCGAGGAGGCUGCGGAAGAGGUCGCAGAGGCAGCGGAGGCUGCCGGGGAGGCGGCGAAGGCGGUCGCGCAGGGGGCGGAGGCGGCCAGAGAGGCUGCGGAGGCGGCCGGGGAGGCGGCGGAGGCGGCCGGGGAGGCGGCGGAGGCUGCCGGUGAGGCGGCGGGGGCGACUGGAGACGCAGCUUAG
This is a messenger RNA of Prorocentrum cordatum, 1524 nucleotides long. NCBI's taxonomy places the organism in Eukaryota, Dinophyceae, Prorocentrales, Prorocentraceae. The record is from the annotation of a GenBank genome assembly.